Molecule: messenger RNA, 2084 nt
Organism: Hibiscus syriacus
Lineage: Eukaryota; Viridiplantae; Streptophyta; Magnoliopsida; Malvales; Malvaceae
Product: eukaryotic translation initiation factor 4B2-like
Exons: 3
Coding region: 229-1827 (532 amino acids)
Molecular function (GO): mRNA binding; translation initiation factor activity
Source: RefSeq, a predicted model, not a curated record
ACUUCCUCACUAGAAUUUCUUCGCACCAAAAAAAAAAAAAAACUGUAACCCGCUCUUAACUUCUUCGCAUGCAGUCGGAGCUCCGGCUCCUUUAACGGAGCCCUGCUCAAUUAUCCAAAAUUUCACUUCCUUUUAGAUCUCUGUCCUACUUUUUCUAAUCUGAUCUCAACCGAACAAAAUAAAUAAAACAAAGAAAAUUACUAGGAAAUUAUAUACAGUUUUUCGAAAAUGUCGAAACCCUGGGGUGGCAGAGGCUCGUGGGCCGCCGAGGCCGAGCGGGAAGAGGCGGAGGAGCGUAAAGCUAUGGAAGCUGCGGCCGCUGCUGGUACCACGGCUGGACCGCAGAGUUUUCCUAGCCUAAAAGAAGCCGUUAGUACGAAGCCCAAGAAGAAGAAAUUGACUCUCCCGGAGUUCAACAUGGGGAUUUAUUCGUCAUCCGGCGGCGGUGGAGGAGUUGGUGUCGGUGCUAGGGUAUCGGAUUACAACAAGCUGACACCAGACGAGAUGAUGCUCCUUCCGACCCGACCCAAAGAACGUACCGAUGAGGAAAUGCAGUAUGGCCGUCUGGGAGGAGGAUUUUCGUCUUAUGGUAGGUCCGGUCCAUCUGCGGGUCGGGGUAUUCGUGAACGUGACGGCAACGACGGGUCAUGGGGCUCCGGAAGAAGGCAGUACGGAGGUUUUGAUGAAGAACGACGUGGUCCGCCUUCUAGGGUUUCUGAUUACGAUCAGCCAUCGCGUGCUGAUGAGGUGAAUAAUUGGGCAAUGGGAAAGAAAACAACUCCUUCCUUUGAUUCGGGCCGGCAAAACCGAUACGGUGGACUUGGAACUGGAGGAGGUGGUGGAAACUCUAAGGCUGAUGAAGUUGAUAAUUGGACGGCUGGAAAACGGCCAAUUCCGUCUCGACCUUCAACGUUUGGCUCAGGUUUUCGUGACACGGUACCUGAGCCUGAUAGAUGGACCCGAAGUGGAGGUGGUGGUGGAUUCAGAGAGGAAAUACCUAGAUUUGUUUUGAAUCCUCCGAGAGGGGAAGUGAAUGAGCCAGCGGUUAAGACGAAUAAGCCUAAUCCUUUUGGGGCAGCAAGGCCAAGGGAAGAGGUGUUAACGGAGAAAGGAUUGGAUUGGAAGAAACUAGAUUCUGAGUUUGAAUCAAAGAAGGUAUCUAGCAGGCCUAGCAGCUCUCACUCCAGCAGGUCAUCGAGUGUACAGUCCAGCAGGUCUGAAGGUCCCCAGCUGCAAGGGAUUGAAAAUGUAAUUAAGCCAAGGCCAAAGGUCAACCCGUUUGGAGAUGCUAAGCCUAGAGAAGUUCUACUGGAAGAGCGUGGAAAGGAUUGGCGGAAGAUUGAUCUCGAGUUUGAGCGUCGUAGGCUGGACAGGCCAGAAACAGAGGAGGAGAAGAUAUUGAAACAAGAAAUAGAUAAUCUAAAGAAGGAGCUCGAGAAAGAUUCAACUCCAGGUUCAGAAUCUGCUGGGGACCAGCCCACAUUACAUGAAACACUACAUCAUAAGGAAAGAGAAUUAGAGAAACUUAUCCGAGAUAUGGAGAAUAAAGCUAGAUUUGGGCAGAAAGCUAGCGAAACGCCUGUUUCUGGAUCUGGCAGGAGUGGCAGCUUCUCUGAUAGACCACCCUCUCAGUCUGGGUCUAGUGAUGGCUCUAGAAAUAUGGAGUUCAUGGAUAGACCCAGAUCUCGUGGUUCUGUUGAUGCAUGGUCAAGACCUGCUGAUGACCGAAGAGGAUUUCAGGGAGGAUUUAAAGGUGGCAGGGAUAGAGGAUUUCUGGGAAACAGAGAUUUGGAGAGUGGCAGGCCAAGGUCAAGGGAGAGAUGGUGAGCCCUGGAAUUGGCGUUGUUUUUUUAAAUUCUGUCCUCAACUUUUGACAACCCGAACCAAUAACAUUUUGUCGCGCUGAAUCGCAUCUUGUUUUAAUUGUUCUCUGCUUUUUGGCUCUGGUAAGAUUCUUCAGUACCGGGACACUGAACUCUGGGAUAAUCUAUUGUUACAUCUUUGAAACUUUGUAAAAUGGCCUCACCACCACUCUGUUUUUUGUUUGUACACUUAUUUUGACUCCAACUUUAUUAAACAUGCAA